Molecule: messenger RNA, 1521 nt
Organism: Hordeum vulgare subsp. vulgare (domesticated barley)
Lineage: Eukaryota; Viridiplantae; Streptophyta; Magnoliopsida; Poales; Poaceae
Exons: 2
Coding region: 16-1194 (392 amino acids)
Source: RefSeq, a predicted model, not a curated record
ACUUAUUGUGUUGUAAUGUGGAGUUGCACGUACUACCACUCACUCACUCACUACACGUGGAGACGAGUGGAGGCAGCAUUACUCCGGCCGGAUCCAUCCCCACAGACACAGAUCGCCGUCGUCUCCCUCCGGCCGGAUCCAUCCCCACAGAUCGCCGUCGUCUCCCUCAUCCUCAUGGACACCCCACCCGCGGAGGACAAGGCCAAGCGCGCGCGCAAGCGGAGCAGGUACCUCGACCACCACUACCAAACCCCCACCCUCCUCGACGCCCUACACGGCGGCGGCGGCCACCACACCCCACCUCCACCUCCACCUCCACCUCCAACAGACCUGCUCGCCGCGCUCCACCAGGCCGCGGCCUGCCCCUACGACCUCCCGGGGGGCGUCGAUGCCGGCGCGCUCCUCGCCUUCUUCGCCCUCCACAGGGACUCUGUCACUGCCUCUGCCUCUGCCUCUGCGCCCGCCCUCCACAAGGCCAAGGCCAAGGCCAAGGAUACCACUACUUCUAUCAGCAGCAGCAGCAGCAGCAGCUCCUCCUCUCCUCGCCCGAAUCCAUGCCGGGCCAUGGCCCUCGCCCCCACCCACGGAUCUGCCGCCAACGCCCAUGCCAUGGAACAGCCUGCUGGACCAGCAAAUGCACCACCACUGCCACCGGCAGUGGGAGGAGCAGCCGGACACAGCAAGAGGGCACCCAAGAACAAGAAACCCACUGCCAACAGCAGCCCCAAACAAGCCCAGCAUUCCGGCAAGCCGGUGGCGCUCAUCCUCCACUUCGCCGCCGAUCAUCAGCCUCUGCCCACCAAGGAGCAGCUCCACUCCACAUUCCGCGGCUUCGGGCCCCUCAUCGAGCCCAACACCGAGGUCACCAAGAAGCGGGCGCGCGUCGUGUUCCAGGGCAGCGCCGCCGCGGAGGCCGCCUACGGCUGCGUGCACACGCUCGGGCUCGGCGCCGCCUUGGCCGCGGCGCGCCUGCAGUACCUGCGCCCGCCGCCGCCCGCGCCAAAGAUCCCGCUCACGGACGUCAGGAACAACCUGGAGAAGAUGAUCGCGUCCCUCACCGGCCCUUCGCUGCUCGGCAAGGGCAGCGCGUGGAGCCUCGCCGGAGAAAUGCAGCACCUCCUCUUCAAGGUCGACAGGGCCCUGGGUGCCGCCGGGGCAGGGCCUUCCACCUCGGCUGCUGCUCAUCACCAUUGAGAUCAGCUCUGCUCCUGCAACUGCUGGAUGGAGAUAAGCUCCUCCUACCUCCUGCUAGAAUGUUGAGAUCCUACUGGCUGCAGCGACCACAUCAAGCUUCAAUUCCCCAAUUAUUGUGUAAUAAGCAGGCCAUCUCCUACCUCCUAGUAUAGUAUAGUAUAGCUAGUUUAGUUAGUGAUCCAGCUUGUCUUGUAAAUUAUGAACUCUAGUGCUGCUGAGAACCAUUGUAAUAUAUAUAUCUAGCGAUGGUCGAGCUUCUAAUGCUCAUGUGUAAUAUAUAUAUCUACCUGCUACAAAAAAUGAAGUAAGCUCCGGUGUGCUUGUUCC